UAUUCAAUGCUCAGCACAACCAUCAGUUCUUCGUGCCUUGUACACUAACUAACCACACACCUUUCUCAUCAUGAAAUUCUUCGCUGCUUUGAUUGCCUUCGCCGCUGUUGUCUGCGUUGUUUUGGCCGAUAAAAUGGACAAGAACAAGGACGGUAUGGUAGCAUCUAGCUAUGGUGCUGCUGCCCCCAGCUAUGGUGGUGCUUCAUACUCAGCUCCACCAUGCCCCAAGAACUACCUUUUCAGCUGUCAACCAAACUUGGCUCCAGUUCCAUGUGCCGCUGGUGGAUAUGCCGGAGCUUACUCCGAGCAAGUUCCACAAUACUUGCUGCCACAAAACGCUUACCAACAAUACAAUCAACAAUACUGAGGAUAAACUUUAACUGCUAUCAACAGCAUUGUUUUGGGCUACUGGAAACUAUUAUAAGCUGGACUUUGUUAGCUGUUUGUUUUGGCUUUAUUGUUAUAAAAUAAAAACGCAAUGAUUUUGAAUGGAUACAAAAAAAUAUUAGUUUUUCC
Molecule: messenger RNA, 516 nt
Organism: Eupeodes corollae
Lineage: Eukaryota; Metazoa; Arthropoda; Insecta; Diptera; Syrphidae
Product: vitelline membrane protein Vm26Aa-like
Exons: 1
Coding region: 71-367 (98 amino acids)
Source: RefSeq, a predicted model, not a curated record